Chironomus riparius is the source of this 1371-nucleotide messenger RNA. NCBI's taxonomy places the organism in Eukaryota, Metazoa, Arthropoda, Insecta, Diptera, Chironomidae. The record is from the annotation of a GenBank genome assembly.
AUGAGAAAAUUAAGUAUUAUUCUGUUUCUGGUGUAUCUAAUUAAUUCCAUCGUAUGUAACUCGAUCGAUAAUGAAGUAGAGAACAAGAAUGUGGAUAGAACCAUUGACAUAACAUCACAAUUGGUGAAAAUUUCUUACAAAAUCACAUUGGACCACAAGUCGAAAAAGCCGAUAAAUAAUUAUGUCUUUGUGGCUCCAAUUGAUGACUGUAACAAUCUAUCAUUCAUCUCAGCACGUGAUGCAAACAAAAAGGAAAUAAAAUUAACGCAAUCAAAGACUUUAACAGAAUGUUCUUAUUCGAUGACGUUGUCGGCUGGAAGUUUACCAACAAUUUAUAUUGAGACAGUCUACGCAAAAGUACUGCAGCCAUAUCCAACAGAAAUUGUUCAAGGUGAUAGACAAUUGAUCAGAUACUUUGGAAAUGCCUACUUCUAUUCACCAUACAAGACUUUAGCUCAAAAGACAAUCGUACAUCUUGCAUCCAAAAGUGUCGAGAGUUUCACACAACUUAAGCCAUCAUCACAGUCUGAUACUCAAAUUUCAUAUGGACCCUAUGAGAAUAUCGCACCUAAUUCAAAGUACGAAAUUGUGAUUCACUACGAAAACAACACUCCAUUCAUGACAAUUACAAGAUUAGAACGAACGAUUGAGGUAUCACAUUGGGGAAAUGUAGCUGUUGAAGAAACUAUCGAUAUUAUCCAUUCCGGAGCUUUGUUGAAAGGAUCAUUCUCAAGAUAUGAUUAUCAAAAGGACUCGAGAAGUGGCCCAGCUAGUAUAAAGUCAUACAAAACAAUCUUGCCAGCAUCAGCUAGUGGAGUUUACUAUCGUGACACAAAUGGAAAUAUUUCAACUUCGGCUAUGAGAGUUUUAAAGGAUUCAGUUGAAUUAGAUCUUCGUCCUCGAUUCCCAUUAUUUGGUGGAUGGAGAACUCAUUAUACAAUUGGCUACAAUGUUCCAAGCUUUGAAUAUUUAUUCCAUAAAGGCGAAAAUUACAUGUUGAAGAUGCGCGUUAUUGAUCACGUUUUUGACGACAUGGUUGUUGAUGAACUUAUCACAAAAGUCAUCUUGCCUGAAGGAUGUAAGAAUAUUAAGCUAAUAGCACCAUAUGCAGUCGAUAGAAUGACUGAUACAUUACAUUAUACCUAUUUGGACAUUACUGGACGUCCAGUCAUUACAUUCCGUAAGACUAAUUUAGUUGAGAAUCAUAUUAAUGACUUUAAUGUCAAAUAUCAAUUUUCACGAAUCAUGAUGUUACAAGAACCAUUAUUAGUUGUGGUAUUCUUGUAUCUCUUCUUCUUGCUUGUGAUUAUUUGGAUGAGACUUGACUUUUCAAUCAUCAAAGAUCGUGAACAACACGUACACAAAGAUUAA